AUGAGUAUGUUCGAUAAACAGGGGAUUCCGAAGUCCUUGUUGCAAUACGACACCAACCAGCUAGACUUUGACGAUGCUCUAGCGCCUCUGCUUAGCUUCUCCCUUGUACGGGUUGAGAUCGGAAAGCAGUCGUUUAACAUGCACCCUCUCGUGCAGGUAUCAAUGAGGACAGUUCUAAGCGCAGUAUUCCCGAGUGGCGACUAUAAAACAUGGGCCGACUGCGACGUACUCCUUCCUUAUGCGAGAGAGGCUAUAAGCCAUAGAGCUUCUCGAAUGUCAACGGAAAGAAAAGAGGAGGUCCUGGGGCUGGAGCACCUAGACACGCUCAUUAGCGUGAGCCAGCUUGGGUCGGUGUUGGAGGGGCAGGCCAAGUAUGAAGAGGCGGAAGCGAUGCACCGGCGAGCACUGGAAGGAUAUGAGAAGCUCGGGCGGGAGCACCCAGACACGCUCACCAGUGUCAGCCAGCUUGGAUCGGUGUUGUCAAUGCAGGGCAAGGAUGAAGAGGCAGAAGCGAUGUACCGGCGAGCGCUAGAAGGAUAUGAGAAAGUCCUCAGGCUAGAGCACUCAGACACGCUGACCAGUGUCAGCCAGCUUAGGUCAGCGUUGGAGAGGCAGGGCAAGUCUGAAGAGGCGGAAGCGAUGGACCGGCGAGCACAAGAAGGAAGAAAGAAGUCCCUUGGGCUGGAGCACCCAGACACUCUCACCGGCGUCAGCUAG
Messenger RNA from Lindgomyces ingoldianus, 717 nucleotides. RefSeq lists its product as uncharacterized. NCBI's taxonomy places the organism in Eukaryota, Fungi, Ascomycota, Dothideomycetes, Pleosporales, Lindgomycetaceae. The record is from RefSeq and is a predicted model, not a curated record. Gene Ontology annotation, molecular function: protein binding. The coding region runs from base 1 to 717 and encodes 238 amino acids. The transcript has 3 exons.